UGGUCGUAGGGUUGGUAACUCACAAUGAAGUUAUUUCAGCGGCAAAUAUACCCGUUCACUGGGAAGGGAUCGAAGACAAAGAAAGCGGCAUUAAAAUGCUGGAGGUCGGGGUCAGUGCAAAGGACACAUACGAUGAGGUCAUUCCCUUUCAGCGUUGUCAGGGAAACUCGGUCGUCCUGACAAACACAUCAGCACUGACAGGAGGUCACGCCUACAUUAUUCUUGUCAAGUCUACCAAUGGAGCCGGCUUGUUUACACUGACGUCAUCAAAACCCUUCGUUGUGGACAGUUCUCCUCCGGGUCCCGGGAUGGUGUGGAGCAGCGAGCGCUCGUCAAGCGAGCACCGGUCAUACAGCCAAGACAUCGGGCAAUACCCGGUAUAUUGGUCGGGGUUCCAUGACCCAGAAUCGGCCUGGCCUUCUUUAGGAUUGGACUCGGCUCUGAACCUUUUGAAACUGACAUCGAGUCUUUUUGUCUACGUGGGAUUACGAACAUUAGGUCUCAGAUUCUUACACUUGCUAUUGCCAGCUGGCGCAUAG
Pomacea canaliculata is the source of this 539-nucleotide messenger RNA. RefSeq lists its product as uncharacterized. The transcript is spliced from 4 exons. The record is from RefSeq and is a predicted model, not a curated record. Bases 96 to 539 code for a protein of 147 amino acids. NCBI's taxonomy places the organism in Eukaryota, Metazoa, Mollusca, Gastropoda, Architaenioglossa, Ampullariidae.